CGUUUACGAUAUCAGUUUUCUACUCGUAGUCAACAGGAACAAAUCAACAUGUCUGGACGUGGUAAAGGAGGAAAGGGACUCGGAAAGGGAGGCGCUAAGCGUCAUCGCAAGGUUUUGCGUGAUAACAUCCAGGGAAUCACCAAGCCAGCCAUCCGUCGUCUUGCCCGUCGUGGUGGUGUCAAGCGUAUCAGCGGUCUCAUCUACGAAGAGACCCGUGGAGUCCUCAAGGUCUUCCUUGAGAACGUCAUCCGUGAUGCCGUCACCUAUUGCGAGCACGCCAAGAGAAAGACCGUCACCGCCAUGGACGUCGUCUACGCUCUGAAGCGUCAAGGACGUACCCUGUACGGAUUCGGAGGAUAAGAAGUUGCUCUCACUUCUUGCUUCAUUGCAACAAAGGCUCUUUUCAGAGCCACCAAAUAUUCAAGAAAGAUCCAAAACGAUAUGCUCUUUCCUUGUCUGGGCUUAGCCUUCACUCUGAACUUUUCAUUAACUUAAUUAGUUUUGUCGAAGUUUUUAAAACCAAAUCAGACAUGUCAAAAUACGCAUUGGAAAUUAAAAUAAUGUCGAUGUCGUAUACGUACGAUCGCCGAAAACUUUUUUUUUCUUUCUGCGGCACAAGAGUGGGGCUUGAAAAAAAAAAGAGGUCUUGAUUUAACCCUUGGGCCCUAACACUAACUUAACCAGCCAUAGGCUCAACAC
Messenger RNA from Strongylocentrotus purpuratus (purple sea urchin), 699 nucleotides. Its product is annotated as histone H4. NCBI's taxonomy places the organism in Eukaryota, Metazoa, Echinodermata, Echinoidea, Camarodonta, Strongylocentrotidae. The transcript has a single exon. Gene Ontology annotation, biological process: nucleosome assembly. Bases 49 to 360 code for a protein of 103 amino acids. The record is from RefSeq and is a predicted model, not a curated record. Gene Ontology annotation, cellular component: nucleosome. Gene Ontology annotation, molecular function: structural constituent of chromatin; DNA binding; protein heterodimerization activity.